CUUGAAGCCCGACAAUGUGCUGUGCGACCUGACCACUGGAGCCCUAAAAAUUACUGACUUCGGUCUGUCAAGAAAGCUGCCAGCAGGGGAAGCAGUGUGGACUAUCUCUAGAAGUCAAAGUGGAGGGACACUCUCCUCGUCAACUGUUCCCACAUCAAGUCGUGCUGGACUUGGGGAAGCAGAAUGCGACCUGUCUCAGGUGGUGGUGAACCCAGGUACAUUUUCCGGAGGAAGCAUAAGUAGCACAACCGCUGCUGGUGCGUCAGAGAAAAACGUGUCACCAUCGGGAGAAGGUCCCUUGAUGAAGCGACGAAAGAUUGACGAGGAUCAUGUGGGCGGCGAUCCUACUCCGACUCCCACAACUAGUACGAAGAAGAUGAAGAUUCCGCUGCGAGACGCGGUUCUCGACCCUUGGAAAGUAGAGCGACGUGCAGUAACAGCUUGGUACCGAGCACCGGAGGCGUUGCUCUUCUCCGAAUUUCACAAUUUUCCGCUUGAUGUGUGGAGUCUUGGAUGCAUCUUUGCGGAAAUGGUCAUAGGGCGUGUUUUGUUUCAAGGACGAGACGAAGCCGAAAUGUUGCCGCUCAUCCUGGAAUGUGUCUUAUCCAAGUCAAAUUAUGAAAACAUUGAUGGAUGCGUCAAAAAACGAGGAGUAGAUGUAGACAGAGCUGGAGGUAGUAGUUCUGCAUCCGCGAGCAGCGGGAAUGUUGUACGGAAUAGUACGACCAGCAAUAAGAGGGCGGCAACUACAUGUGCAGCUUUUUCUGCCGCAGUUGAAGGGGAUGACGAGCAAGCAGACCGGGAAAAGAAGUUAACCUCUGCGGACCAGUUCCGAAAGGCACUUUUAGCGCGAUGGCCGCUGGCUGAAGUCAUGAACAAUUUUCAACUUUCUGAUUCUCAACAAGGGAGACUUCACUGUGCGGCCACGGGCCACAUCGUGACGCAAUCCCGUCGCUUUCCUACAUUGCCCUUAGCGGCAUUUUGGCGCUGUCCUCAGGAGACCAUCAACGACGCAAUGUCCCUCCUGCGCGUGGACACACUACCGUAUGAAGUAGCUGAAAGAGAAAUGUCAGUUCUUGACGGAGCUUCUAGUUCAAGCGGAGGCGGAGGGCGGCAGAUGCCUGUAGCAGGGGGGGGUGCGCUGGAGCUUUUUCUUAGCAUGCUGACCAUUGAUCCGCUGCAGCGCAAGCCAGCCGCUGCGUGUCUGCGCAGCGCUUUCUGCGCUAGAAAUUUGAAACCAAAGCAACUUCUCCCCUGGUGUGAUCAUGCAGGCCAAGGGGCAAACUGGAAGUGAUGCGCAAAGGACAGAACCAAACUACUUAAAGAAGGUAAGCAGGAGGGCUUGGGCUUCCAUCUAAAUUUUGGAGGAAGGCAGCAUCAAAAAAAUACAGACUCGCGACUGUCGUCAAACCGACUUCACUCUCCAAGAUCGAUAUCCUCGUCACUAUACAUGCCGUGGUAACCCACUAUGCGCGCUCUCGAGAAGCAGAGAGUCAAAGUUUCCCUUCUGGGUCUCAAUCUCAUCUCGUUUGCAUUUUCGAUUAACAAAAAAAAAGAUCAAC
This is a messenger RNA of Amoebophrya sp. A25, 1562 nucleotides long. The record is from the annotation of a GenBank genome assembly. Lineage: Eukaryota; Dinophyceae; Syndiniales; Amoebophryaceae.